Saccharomyces paradoxus is the source of this 183-nucleotide messenger RNA. It is a transcript of the gene CUP1-1, whose product is annotated as metallothionein CUP1. The coding region runs from base 1 to 183 and encodes 60 amino acids. Gene Ontology annotation, molecular function: cadmium ion binding; copper ion binding. Lineage: Eukaryota; Fungi; Ascomycota; Saccharomycetes; Saccharomycetales; Saccharomycetaceae. The transcript has a single exon. Gene Ontology annotation, biological process: detoxification of copper ion; detoxification of cadmium ion. The record is from RefSeq and is a predicted model, not a curated record.
AUGUUCAGCGAAUUAAUUAACUUCCAAAAUGAAGGUCAUGAAUGCCAAUGCAAAUGUGGCAGCUGCAAAAAUAAUGAACAAUGCCAAAAAUCGUGCAGCUGCCCAACGGGCUGCGACAGCGACGACAAGUGCCCUUGCGGCAACAAGUCUGAAAAAACUAAGAAGCCAUGCUGCUCUGAAUAA